Molecule: messenger RNA, 1939 nt
Organism: Pichia membranifaciens NRRL Y-2026
Lineage: Eukaryota; Fungi; Ascomycota; Pichiomycetes; Pichiales; Pichiaceae
Exons: 1
Coding region: 280-1872 (530 amino acids)
Biological process (GO): transmembrane transport
Source: RefSeq, a predicted model, not a curated record
UUGUUACCCAGGUACAUGGGCAUACGGGUGUAGCCACUUAUGUGCUUUGGUUCGGCCAUAUACUUUAAUGUAGCUUUUGUCAAGAAGAAGUGUAGGAGGAAUGCUAUUUUUGUUGAAGGAAUAUUUGGUAGCAAGAUUGGCUUAAAAAGGUGUGGCCUAAUGAAAUAUGGCCUGAGAGUACUUUCUUAGAUCAGUAAAGUGAUGGAAGUGUUCAAAUAUGUUAGGCAUUUACUUUUGCCUGAAAAAAAAAAUGACAUCCAAUUGAGGUGUGCAAUAACAAUGAGAUCUUCUGGAGACAACGAAGAUCAACACAAGUUCUUACUGAAAGAGAGUGAGGCAGACGAAGAUACUUGUCAUAAUGAUCUUUCUUACCCUAACAAUAAAGAUCAUGGUGCAGACCAUACCAUAAAGAGAUUUUCAUGGACCUGUUUCCCGGCAAAACGCUGGUUUGGUCGUCAAGAGGAACAGGUGAGAAAAGUUGCAGAACUUGAGGACUAUGAAUACUAUGUCCCAUCUCCGUUAGAUACUUUCAUAGGAUAUGCUGUUGAAGUAGCAGGUACCAUCCACGUCCUAUUUAUUGUUGUGGCGCUAUUCAUAGCUUGGAUCGUUUGGGGUUGCCUCACCAAGGGUGAAGACACUUGGCAGAUUGUCAUGCAGGACGGGCAAUCCAUUCAGACUUACGUCUGGAAUACUUUCCUCAUGAGGCAGCAGCUCGAUAAUGACGAGAGACUUUUGCUUUUGUACGGAAAGCUGAAGAGUAGGUACCUAACCCACCGGCGACUAAUACAGAAGCUGGUCGAAAGCAGAGGUAGUCCCGAUACCACUUCUUUGUGGAAAGCCAGACCGAAAGUAGAAGAAAAUGUUGACGAGAAGAAAAUAAUAGAUUUUGUCAGCAAAAGUCUUUUUGACCGAGUUUCUCAUUAUGUUGAAAAAGUAUUAGGAAGUUUACCGGCAGUAACAAUUUACUGGAUAGGUAUAUUUGUUUGGAUUGGCUGUGGUGCUUUGCCAUUGAACGAAGGCACAUCAGAAAGUCCAGAUAUGCAAAUUUAUUCAAAUACGUGGCAAAUGUAUGUCAACACAGCGACUGCUAUUGAACUUUUAAUAACUACAGUAUUUUUGGAAAAUGUCAGAAACAGAACGAAUGCUUUCAUCUUGAAGCAGACAGAAAUUUUUGAUCAGAUCGACGGUGAGUUGGAACGUCUACUGAGGGAGAUUGACGGGAACGACACUAAGAACGAACUUGUGGUUGUUCACAGAUAUCCUCGAGAUCGUGUACAACAGCUAAUCAGUUUCUAUGCUCAUGUCGUUGGUAAUGGCUUAGGUUUGAUUAUUUCAGUGUGUGUGUUUUCCACAUGGAUAGGAAUUGGAAACUUGAUGCACUGGAAUGCUAACUGGUGGUUGGUAAUUGGAACUUAUACCGGUUUGAUCGGCUUUAUUGAUGGUUUUGUACUGCGUGAAAUAUUUUACUCAAUCACACAUUACGAACAGGGUAAUUUUUUAGAGCUGCUCGACGGCUCACAAGAGUUGCUAGACUCUAUUGGAAUUCCCGUGAAAUUAGAAAGACCCAAAAUUCGGGAAACCUUGAGUAACAGAAUCUCUCUUUUGAUUAACCAGAUGUGCUCCAGCAAAUGGUCCGUUGUACUGUCUUUUGUGGUGGUGAUAGGACUCAUUAUUCUGGCAAGCGCAAUGCGAUGGUCUGAGACUGCCCAGUUGAUUGCUAACACACCUACUAUGAUCGUCGAAGGUUCCUUUUUGCUGAUUCUCAUUCAAGCGCACAAUUGGGCUUGUGAUGAGAGAAAAUUGACUCUUCUAGAGCUGAAUCGGAGUAGAGUACUACUCGUCGACUACGUUAGUAGAUACCAAGCUGUAUAAAUGAUCUAUGUAUACCAGUGAUAGCUUGAACUGUUUAAGUUUAUUUGUUUUGGCUAAUUAUCCAUGG